GUCGGUCCUAAUCUGAGGGGAGCGCUGAGGCUUUGGAUACUGUCCACCCAUCAUCAGCCCGACUCGCAAGAUGUCUGAUUUUGAGGACUUCAGCAAGCCAGGGGGGCAGGCAAAUGUAUCUGAAAGCUACCAGCUGAACCCCACCAGCGUGAUAGUGUCGGUGGUCUUCUCCCUCAUCUUCCUGUUGGGCACCAUCGGCAACAGCCUGGUGCUGGCCGUGCUGCUGCGGAGCGGACAGGUCGGAUACAACACAACAAACCUGUUCAUACUCAACCUGAGCGUGGCCGACUUCUUCUUCAUCAUCUUCUGCGUUCCCUUCCAAGCCACCAUCUACUCUCUGGAGGGAUGGGUGUUUGGCUCCUUUAUGUGCAAAGUCGUGCACUUCUUCAUCAACCUCACCAUGUACGCCAGCAGCUUCACACUGGCCACCGUCUCCGUUGACAGGUACCUGGCCAUCCGCUACCCACUCCGCUCAAGGGAGCUACGAACCCCUUGUAAUGCAGUGGUUGCCAUGGUGAUCAUCUGGGGUCUUUCCCUGGUCUUUGCGGGUCCGUAUCUCAGCUACUACGACCUGAUUGAUUACGCCAACAGUACUGUGUGCAUCCCCGGCUGGGAGGAGCAGAACCGUAAGGUGUUGGACACGUGCACCUUCCUGUUCGGCUACGUCAUCCCCGUGCUGAUCGUGAGCCUCUCGUACACCCGAACCAUCAAGUACCUGUGGACGGCCGUCGACCCACUGGACGGCAUGUCAGAAUCCAAGAGGGCCAAACGCAAGGUCACCAAGAUGAUCAUCAUUGUCACCGUGCUUUUCUGCAUAUGCUGGCUGCCGUACCACGUGGUGAUCCUGUGCUACCUGUACGGAGACUUCCCUUUCAAUCAGACCACGUACGCCUUCAGGCUUCUCUCUCACUGCAUGGCCUACGCCAACUCCUGCGUCAACCCCAUCGUGUACGCGCUGGUGUCCAAGCACUUUCGCAAAGGCUUCAAGAAGGUGUUCAGCUGUAUCCUCAGCAAAAAAGGGAGGAAUAAGGUUCACGUUGUUCACGUGGCCAACACUGUGCCUGGGUUCGAAGCGGGCUCCACAGAGGUGUCACAGAUGAACGAGGAGAACAUGAGACAGAAUGAAUGUGAAAUGAUUAACAGGCCGAUCGCAGAGCCAAGGGAAGCUACAGUGACACUGAAUUUGCCCUUUCAGCGGCAGACUUGA
This is a messenger RNA of Xiphias gladius (swordfish), 1207 nucleotides long. It is a transcript of the gene galr2b, whose product is annotated as galanin receptor 2b. Gene Ontology annotation, biological process: G protein-coupled receptor signaling pathway. NCBI's taxonomy places the organism in Eukaryota, Metazoa, Chordata, Actinopteri, Istiophoriformes, Xiphiidae. Bases 71 to 1207 code for a protein of 378 amino acids. The record is from RefSeq and is a predicted model, not a curated record. Gene Ontology annotation, molecular function: G protein-coupled receptor activity. The transcript is spliced from 3 exons. Gene Ontology annotation, cellular component: membrane.